Messenger RNA from Leptopilina heterotoma, 762 nucleotides. RefSeq names its product histone H2A-like. The coding region runs from base 71 to 445 and encodes 124 amino acids. Gene Ontology annotation, cellular component: nucleosome. The record is from RefSeq and is a predicted model, not a curated record. Gene Ontology annotation, molecular function: DNA binding; structural constituent of chromatin; protein heterodimerization activity. NCBI's taxonomy places the organism in Eukaryota, Metazoa, Arthropoda, Insecta, Hymenoptera, Figitidae. The transcript has a single exon.
CAGGCGCAGAACAUCAUUCGCUUUGUAUUCUUCGUUGUGUUUACUUCGUUAAUUCAAAACUAAAUCAAAAAUGUCAGGACGUGGCAAAGGUGGCAAAACCAAGGGAAAGUCAAAGACCCGCUCCAACCGGGCUGGACUCCAGUUCCCAGUCGGUCGUAUCCAUCGGCUUUUGCGCAAAGGAAACUACGCCGAGCGUGUGGGUGCAGGUGCUCCAGUUUACCUAGCCGCAGUUAUGGAAUACUUGGCUGCCGAAGUCUUGGAGUUGGCCGGAAACGCAGCUCGUGACAACAAGAAGUCGAGAAUCAUCCCCCGUCAUCUCCAACUCGCCAUCAGGAACGACGAGGAAUUGAACAAGCUUCUCUCUGGAGUCACCAUCGCCCAGGGUGGUGUUCUCCCCAACAUCCAAGCUGUUCUUUUGCCCAAGAAAACCGAAAAGAAAGCUUAAAUUUUCUACCCACCUUUCAAACAAUCGGCCCUUUUCAGGGCCACCAAAUAUUUUUACGUUUGAAUUCUAUGUUCUUUACAUUAAUAUUUAAAGGACAACUAAUAUUAAUAAUAAUUUAAUUAUUUGGAAAAUACAUCAAAAAUUGUAACAAAAUACUUGAAAAAAAUAAUUGUUUUUAAUUAAAUUUUACAAAAUUUCAAUUAUUUUAUUUUUCGAUAUAAAAAAUGGUGGAAAUAGCACGUAAUAACGUACUAGGCCGUAAUUGUGUACAUUUAUUUACCUUAUUCGUAAUCAGCGACCUCGAAAACAGUUUAAUA